CUGUUACCCCCCUCCAGUGGAGCAGACAGGUCCUGGACAGCCCCAGAACAGAGGUGGAGUCUGCCCGCUCACUGUGCCUCAGGUUGGACCAAGGUAUGAGGAGGGGUGGAAACUAGGGACCAAAAAGGGUGGAUAGAUGGAUGGCUAUAUAAUAGACCAUAGGUUUCUAUCAACCUGAUGAAACGUUUUGUAUUCAAAAACUUUUUCAACAGAUUGUUAUGAUUCUACUUUACUGUGUGUGUGGGUACAUGGAGGUGAGGGGGAGGCUAGCACUGUGAUGCCUUGAGCACAGUGUGAAACAGGUCCUCAAGUCUCUCAGGAUUAUGUAACCAGCCAACUCCAGACUAUUUUGGACUCUGAGGUAAAAGUACAGCACCUUUCCAGACAGUCACUAGCCACACACAGCACUGGCUACAUCAAACUACACACAGCACUGGCUACAUCAAACUACACACAGCACUGGCUACAUCAAACUACACACAGNACUGGCUACAUCAAACUACACACAGUACUGGCUACAUCAAACUACACACAGCACUGGCUACAUUAAACUACACACAGCACUGGCUACAUUAAACUACGCACACACGACAGGCGUCAUUAAACUACGCACACACGACCGGCGUCAUUAAACUACGCACACCCGACUGGCGUCAUUAAACUACACACGGUGGUCACGCACAAGCGGAGUCACACCUGAAAAGACGGCCGUAUACAAACCUACAGACCCACACAUUCGCAGCAUGGUUAUGACAGUGAGUGCAUUCAUUUCACCUGGUUAGGUGAUGGAGAUCACGUUCUAAUUCACAGCCUCUACCUGAAGAAGGGUUGCAGUGGAGAGGUGACCGGGUCGAAUGAGAAUGAAUGGGUGGCCGUAAAGUGAAGCUAUGAGUGGCCGACUUUGGGAACUUAGCGGUAACGUCAGGGUUAAUGCCUCUACUCCUGAGACAUUCCAUGGUGUCCAAUGACCACAGAGUGGACCUUGGGUUAAUGUCUGAGAGGAAGCUGUGGUGUGAAACAGGACAGUGGAGGAGUGAAUAGAUGUGACGUCUCCCACGGUCUUCGCUGAAGUCCAUAGGUGGCGGGGGGUCUUCUCCAGCCACUCUUCCCCUGCCCUCCCCCUGAGACGUGUAGCUGGAGUGUCCCCCCUCAGUGCCUCGUUCUCCAGGUCCUGCUCCACCCCUCCACCCGCUGACAGACCUGGAAACCUCUGCGCCCUAUUGAGCAGAAUCAGGGCCAUAUUGAGCAGAAAGAUCCUGGGCCUUGUUGAGCAGAAAGUCAACACUCCUGAUCAGUUCACCAGCCUCAUUCUCCUCACCCCUCCAUCCUCUCCUCCACCUGUCCCUGACUCCUGUAGGGAAGGCUGAGAGAAUUCCCACAUUCCUCCCAGCCAAUCACUCAGCUAAUCGCAGCCGCAGCCUCCGGCGGUUACUCCUCAGCCCYCAGUCUUCCAUGGACAGUGAGCUCAGUGCCUCAGAGCUGGAGGAUGACUCCAUCACGCAGGGAUACAAACUGCAGGACCUUGUUGACGUCCAGGUCAUGGCUCGUCUGCAGGAGGACAGUCUUCGUCAGGACUACKCCACCACCCCCACCUCCAUCAACCGCCGCAGCGCCAGCUUCUCCUUCCUCUCCCUUCAGCACAGCGGCGAGGCCGACCUGGAGGAGGAAGAGGAUGAGGAAGAGUACGGGCAGCUACCUCCUCCCCAGCCCCGCCUGACCCGUGUGGGACCCACCCUGCAGCGCGGCCUCUCCCACUCCCACACCUUCUCCAGCAUACGGGACUGGAGGAGGAGCACAACCAGCCCCUCCACCCCUCAGUACCCCUCUGGAGGAUUCUCCUAUCAGCCCCCACCCCAACCCCAGGCCCUGGCCAGCCCCACACUCAGCACCUACACACCCGAACAACAGGGCUUCAGGCCUGGAUCAGAUAAGCUGCGGAGGAGCAUGCCCAACCUGUUCAGGGCUCCCAGUGUGCCUAGCCCACUGAGCCCAGCCAAUCACAUCGUCUCUCCUUCCACCCUUCGGAACAGUCUGAGCUUCGACUCGUCCAAUGGGCUGGCCAGCAGGCUACAGUCCUCCAUCCCUUCACCCGGUCAGUUGCAGAACAGAGUCCAGAGUGUGGGGAACUUCCAGUCGUUGUCGCGGCAACCCCUCAAAGCCACAGCCUACGUCAGCCCCACUGUGAAAGGGCCAGUUACCAUGCCGACCUCCACCAGUCUGCAGUCCCUGAGCGGCAUCAGUGGGAUCCCCCUCCCCAGUAAACCAGCUGUGGGGGUUGGGGGCACUCCUACACCCCCCCGGAGCAGCCUGCCCCGCCCGGCCUCCUUUAUCGGGACCAGCUCCACCCCUCGAAGCAAGAUCGCCCAACCCACACGCAGUUUAUUGACGCCUCCUAAGAGCUUGUCCAGCCUGAGUGCCCUACGAGACGGGAGCUGGAGAGAUGGCUGCUACUGAGAGAGGGAUGAAUGGAGACGUGAAUGGAGAGAUGAGAUGCAGAGAAGAAGAAGAGCUGGCAAUGUAGAGAGACCCUGCUGGUUGGGGUCGAUCACUGCCACACAAAGUGUUCUUUGGGAAUUGAGAAGGCAGGUCAACCAAACUAUAGGGAAUAACAACCUUGUGUAGAACGCCCUCAUGAUUGGGUAUGUGAGGUGUGGUCAGCACUCAAAGUCAAACAUGCAUUCUCCACCUGUCCAAUUUGGUCUGUGCCAAGGGGAAUCGCCCUGUUGAUAUUUUUAUGCACUAACAAGUUUUAACCACGUUAUGGUUACAUUAACAUACUAAAGAAAGAGCUGCCACUUUAUGCUAAUUAAGCCACAUAAUUCGUUUUUUUWWACUUUGGAACUCUGAUUAAUAAAAGGUGUAUUUUCUCUUAAUGGAGAGCACCAAAUAUGCUGCUAAAAAAAGUCUAAAUCACUCCCUAUUGUCUGGGUGUAUUUGGUCUAAUUUUUACAUGGCAAGGUAUAUUUAAAAUAAAUCUUAUAUUAUUUAUUAUCUUAUGAUUAGUGUAGAGACUAAAGUUAACUUUCAGUGUGCAUUGUUGGGAUGCUGAUUGUAUUGAUGCAAUAUUCUUCAUGAUUUUUUUAAAAUGUGAAGCAUAUUAACCAAAUUAAAGCUAACGUCUGAAUCUGUUUACAAAAUGUCUCACCAAGACAGGGAAAUAACUUCAAGUUGUGUUUUGGACACUUUUUAAACUAUAAAGAUUCACUGGCAUAUCUAUGAAAUAUUUGUAAUUGUUGCACUGAUUGUACAAGUGUGAAUUGAAAUGUAAUUGUUUUUGUUCAUUUUAUUUGUGAUAUUGCACUUUUAUGGUUAAUAAUAAUUUUGUUGAUGAAGAGCACAGGGUAGAUGUUUUGUCUUUUGGGAUGAAGGAUUACUUUUUAAAGAUCACUUACGUAGCAUUCUCUGUCUGUUAAUAAUUUUUUCAGUAUUU
Salvelinus sp. IW2-2015 is the source of this 3430-nucleotide messenger RNA. Lineage: Eukaryota; Metazoa; Chordata; Actinopteri; Salmoniformes; Salmonidae. The record is from RefSeq and is a predicted model, not a curated record.